Messenger RNA from Aspergillus mulundensis, 3390 nucleotides. Its product is annotated as putative ubiquitin conjugating enzyme. NCBI's taxonomy places the organism in Eukaryota, Fungi, Ascomycota, Eurotiomycetes, Eurotiales, Aspergillaceae. Gene Ontology annotation, molecular function: NAD+ poly-ADP-ribosyltransferase activity. The record is from RefSeq and is a predicted model, not a curated record. The coding region runs from base 1 to 3390 and encodes 1129 amino acids. The transcript is spliced from 2 exons.
AUGCCACGGAAAGAUUUUCAGAAAGAGCUCCAGGAAGCUUGUUCGCCAAACGCAUUCCCUCAAUUGACUGACGUCAGGAGCGGAAGCGAAGAUGGCGCUUUUUACUUCACUUACACCUCACCCGACGGCUCUCACUCCAUCAACCUUGAUGUCGCAGUUCCAGACACCGCGGAAUAUCCCAGAGAACAUCACUACUUCGUUUACACCGUCUCGGAGGAUACUCCCGAGGCCGUUCCCAGGAUUUUGGAGGACUCACUUGACACAUUCCACGGUCUUCCCCUUGAUGAGUUUCUUGAGGCUGUAACCGCGUGUCUGGAUAAGGCUACCUCGACCGACGAUGACUCCUGGGGUUUCCUAGCAGGUAGCGGUAGCGACCUAGAUUCCUUCGCCGACGAGAUGGACUGGGAGGAGACCAGCGAUACUGGCCUGGAAGCUAAUUCUUCAGCGAAUUCUAUCGACGUGAAGAAGUGCAUCCGGGCUGACCUCCGCAAAGCUCGAAAUGCAGGCUUUCGUGUAGGCAUUCUGGGCGACCCGGAUGGAGCUGUCAUACUCUCCGCCUCACGACGAAUCUCCAGUCUUGGAAUCUCUGCUGAGGCCAUGGAGGCAUGGGGUGUUCGGCCCUCCCAAUAUUUUGUCCUCCUCAUUCGCUAUGCGUACGGUUACCGGCGUCUAACAGAUGUGGUCCACAGAUCGGCAGCAUCCGGUCUGAUUCAGUUCCACGCUGGUGUCUGUGAGAGAUACAAGCCUAGUCUGGAUUCCGCGGUCCAUGUGUUUGCAACUGGAGCUACACCUGGGGUGGUUGGCCCGGACCAGGAUAUCAACACAGAUAGGAUGGAGCCAGUGCUGGACUCAAUCUUUAUUGGCAAGUCUCUCCAGUCCCUGCUCAAAAGUCGCUUUACGGACAUCGUCAGGUAUCGUCUGGAGAAGGGGUUCACGUGGACUGGCGCAGAGUUGUACAUGAACGACGGCCAAGGAAGGCUCCAAGCCGCCAAUGACACAACAAGCGACUCAAGGUACUUUGAGCCCGAGGUCUGGCGAGGGUCGCCACCUAGCUUCUUGCAGGAGGACCACCUUGCGAAUGCUGAAGAUCCAUUUGACAUCUCUUUACUCCUGGUCGCCAUGCAGUUUACGCUUCGCCGCUUCGUCAGAUGCACCGAAUUCUGUCUCAAUUGCUACUGUAAGAUCGACGCCGGAUUCGAAGCCCUCAAGCCAUUCGUGUGUUCGAAUGGGCUCUGUCUCUAUCAGUACAUGUCUCUAGGAAUGGGACCCAGCUUGGAGUGGGAAAUUUCGUCACAGCCAUAUGUCGUCGAUUUGCUCGUCAGCUUUGCCUAUCACAGGGCUGCUUCAAACAAACUCAACGAUUUUCCAACUGGCUUUCCACUCAAUGUUCCUAGCCCAAGCAGGUCCGCGCUACCGAAUCCUGCGAUCUGUAAGGGAAAGCUCACAUACAAUAUCAAUUUCGGGCCGAUCAUCUACAUGAACAAAAGUUAUGAUAUCAAGGUUGGCGAUUGGAUCGUGAUUCUUCUGGACCCCCCUACUCCCAGUACUAUAGCACAGUCGACGUCGACUCAGCCGCAAAUUCAGACAACUGUCACGACGCGAAACCGGAACGAGCUGCAUGCGAGGGUCGAAAAUGUCUCUGCGCAGCCUAGUAUCAUCCUUUCGGAUCUGAUUCCUCGCUGGGCGUCGCAAUCGCAAUCAAAACCAAAAGAGCCCUACACAGGGGACGUACAAUUCGUUAUUUACGACACGGAUUUUAGCUCGCUCACUGAGCGUGAGAAGAGUGAUACGGCAUUGGAUCUUCUGGAUACACUCCCUAGCGUGAUGGAGAUGAAAGCCUAUAUAGAGAAAAAGCGCGGUGGUCAACUCAGACCUCUGUCAGAAUGGCAAGGCAGGAUCCAUCCCUCAGCACUUUACAUCUUACAAUGGAUUGUCGGAUCCAACCGAUCGGUGAUCAUGUAUGACGAUAACCCGCAAAACCAGAUACCGGGCAUGGAAUCAUACAUACAGUUCAGAUUUGCGCAAGGGGCCCCGGACAAAGAACAGCGAUUUGUGACGGCCGUCAAUAAGACAGCUGCUCGACUUGGUUCAAAAUACCCAACUCUAUUUGCGUGGCACGGAAGCCCACUGCACAACUGGCACAGCAUCGUCCGGGAGGGCCUCCACUACAAGGAAGUUGUCAACGGCCGAAGUUGUGGAAAUGGUAUAUACAUGGCUCCGCAAUUUCAAACCUCGCUCGGCUAUUGUAGUCGGCAUAUGGGUUACGAUCACUCGUCCUCAAUGUUCUGGCCGCACAGCGAGCUGAAAGUCUCAAAGGCUAUUGCCCUGAACGAGGUAGUCAAUGCUCCGACAGAGUUCGUCUGCCAUUCAAGCUGCUAUGUGGUGCAGCAUUUGGAUUGGGUCCAAACGAGAUACCUUUUCGUCGACGUGGCGCCUGCAUCAGCGGGACACCUAAUACGACUAAAGGGUGAGGCACCGAAAAACGUGUACGCUCAGGAUCCGACCCGUCUGGUCUAUGGGGAAACACAUAAUGCGCUGUCAAUCCCUAUCUCCGCAACAAACAGCCACCGGUCUAAGGAUGUAACAGAGCCUCCACCAGGUGAGCCCAAGUCCAAGACGGUCAAGAAGGGUAAGCGCAAGCUGCCUUCCACUCUAACGCUGGAUGACGACGAUGCUGCCAGCGUGGAAACCCUCCCAGAAGACCGGUUGAUGUUGCUCUCUGACGACGAAUCAAAUGGCCGUAGCCAGCGUCUGCGGAUAGACGAAUCAUUAACAUCCUUCCAACCAGAUACCCUUGACAUCAAGACAAUCAAGCUCCUUGGUGAACCAAGUUACGCAACGCCCCGGGCAACGCGCACUCUGCAAAAAGUUCUACGUCAAGCCCUUCAGACGCAGGAGGAGCAGCCCCUGCACGAACUAGGCUGGUACAUCAACGGGAAUCUCAUCGACAACGUCUACCAAUGGAUCGUCGAGCUGCACAGCUUCGAUAAGAAUUUGGCGAUUGCGAAAGACCUUGAAAAUGCCAAGAUCAAUAGCAUUGUUAUGGAAAUGCGUUUUCCGGCGUCGUAUCCUCUUGCGCCGCCCUUCUUGAGGAUUAUCCGGCCACGUUUCCUUAGAUUCGCGCAUGGCGGCGGCGGCCAUAUUACUGCUGGCGGUGCAAUGUGCAUGGAGCUGCUCACGAACACGGGCUGGCUACCGUCGUUCUCGAUCGAGAGCGUGCUUCUGCAAGUCAAGCUGGCGAUCACAAACGAAGUGCCUCAGCCGGCUAGACUGGAUCUUCACUCCAAGACUGCGGAAUACGGCAUUGGUGAAGCAAUCAGUGAGUAUAAGCGAGUUUGCAUUGCUCAUGGCUGGGAGGUGCCUAAGGACAUUGAGCAGAUUCGAUGGUAA